Messenger RNA from Amphimedon queenslandica, 532 nucleotides. Its product is annotated as transcription initiation factor TFIID subunit 10-like. Gene Ontology annotation, cellular component: nucleus; transcription factor TFIID complex; SAGA complex. Lineage: Eukaryota; Metazoa; Porifera; Demospongiae; Haplosclerida; Niphatidae. The record is from RefSeq and is a predicted model, not a curated record. Gene Ontology annotation, biological process: transcription initiation at RNA polymerase II promoter. The transcript is spliced from 4 exons. Bases 25 to 429 code for a protein of 134 amino acids. Gene Ontology annotation, molecular function: promoter-specific chromatin binding; RNA polymerase II general transcription initiation factor activity.
UCUCACGUGAUCUGCUAAUAAAAAAUGGCGACUCCAGCGGAGACAGAAAAGAAGAAGGAAAAUCCAGCCGGCAAAGCGCAAGAAAGCUCACCUGCUGCAGAAAACAAAUCAGAACUUUCUCUUGUUGAUUUCUGUACUCAGUUAGAGGACUAUACGCCUACAAUACCUGAUGCAGUGACCCAGCAUUACUUACAAAUGUCUGGGCUGAAUACCGACGAUCCAAGAAUUAUUCGUUUAGUCUCUCUUGCGGCUCAAAAGUUUCUGUCGGACAUUAUUAACGAUUCAUUGCAGCACUGUAAAAUGAGGGGAGCUCCUCAAGGAUCAAGAAAAGGAACAAAAGACAAACGCUAUGUGCUAACAAUGGAAGAUCUGUCUCCAGCCCUUGCUGAGUAUGGCAUUAAUGUCAGGAAACCAAUGUACUUCACAUAAUGACUAUCGGCUUUAUUUCUUUCAUGAUCUUAAUUCCUAUCUUCUCAUUAAUGUCACUUCUCAAUUAUCUUAUCUUAUUUGAUUUUUGAUUUAGAACUAGUAA